GCAUCACCUGGAAUCAAUUUAAAACAGAAGACACCUCUCCUAAAGUCUCUUUGUCCCUUCCUUUUUUUUCCCCUCCAUAUCUGCAAACUAUCCUCCAUUUUCCUCUCUGAUAUGGGCAAAAUCAUAUCCAGACUUGCAUCGAGGUUCCUCCAUAAGCCUAGAGUGAGAAUCCUCAUGGUGGGACUUGAUUCCUCUGGGAAGACCACCAUUCUCUACAAGCUAAAGCUAGGAGAGAUCAUUACAACAAUACCUACCAUCGGAUUUAAUGUGGAGACGGUAGAGUUCAAAAACAAAAGCUUCAGUAUAUGGGAUGUGGGAGGACAAAGCAUGAUACGGCCACUGUGGAGACAUUAUUCCCAAAACAUCCAGGGUUUAAUCUUUGUGGUUGACAGCAAUGACAGAGAAAGAAUAGCUGAAGCGCGCAACGAGCUUCAUCGGAUUCUGAGUGAUAAUGAGCUCGACAAUGCAUCAGUACUUGUCUUCGCUAACAAGCAAGAUGUUAGAAAUUCUAUGACUGUAUCUGAGGUUGCUGAUAAACUUGGCCUGUACUCUCUCGGGCAGCGACCCUGGUACAUCCAGGCUACAUCUGCUAUCACUGGCGAAGGCCUCUAUGAAGGACUAGAUUGGCUUAGUAGCAAUAUCUCCAACAAGGAAGCAUAAAGCAUGUGCCAAUGAAGCCUGACCUAAUGAUUAAGGUGGACGAUCUGGUACCUUUAGGUCUUAGGUCUAAAAUUCAAGUCGCCUGGUACAAGUUAUUGUCCAACUCUAUGUUGGUUUGUAGUUUUAUUUAAUUGAUAUUUGCAUCGAAGUAAAGUAAGAAAGAAAGAAAAAAAAAAAAGAGUCAAAAAUUCA
This is a messenger RNA of Rubroshorea leprosula, 852 nucleotides long. The record is from the annotation of a GenBank genome assembly. Lineage: Eukaryota; Viridiplantae; Streptophyta; Magnoliopsida; Malvales; Dipterocarpaceae.